Molecule: messenger RNA, 2146 nt
Organism: Myodes glareolus (Bank vole)
Lineage: Eukaryota; Metazoa; Chordata; Mammalia; Rodentia; Cricetidae
Source: RefSeq, a predicted model, not a curated record
GGCGCCCCAGGCCUGCGCCCUCGGUGACCCUAGCCUGGGCGCGCCUGGGAGGCCCGGUGGGAGGGACCUACUGAGUUCCCAGUCCCGCACCUCGGGGGCCCCGCUGCUUCCGCCAGUCCGUGGGGCGUCCCAGGGAAGCCUGGACGCCUUGCCUUGGGAUCUGAGCAGCCGGUGAAUUCCUCUUCUCAUCCUGCCAAUACCCCGGCUGGUGUGGCGACAAUGCAAUUGGCUCCUUUCCCUACUUGGGAGGAAAGCAGUGAUCCCUAGGAUGGCGACCCUCUGGGCAUCGCAGCCCACACUCCUGGCAGAAGAAACCAUGAUGUUGGAAGGAGGCCAGGUCAGCUUUCUUCUGCCCGCCACAGGGGAUCUCCUUAGGGUGUCCCGGAGCAGAGAGGUCCCCAGGGGCAGAGCUGAGAGGAAUGAGCCCCUACUGGCUGCUCCCUCUACAGGGUCUCAGAGACUCAAGGACACUGCACAGACAGGGAAACUGAGGCCUGUGGAAUGGGAAUGGUUGGCUCCCGGCCACCCAGGAAGACCCCGCCUCUUCCGGAAUCUUCUGCUCUUGCUGUGGACCCUCCUGAGCUGUGAUUUGAGGGGUACUGCUCAGGGGCCCGGGGAAUGGACGCCCUGGGGGUCUUGGAGCAGGUGUUCCAGCUCUUGUGGCCGGGGCGUUUCGGUGCGCAGCCGCCCUUGUGUCCGACUUCCCGGGGAGGAACCUUGCUGGGGAGACAGCCAUGAAUACCGAGUGUGCCAGCUGCCGGACUGCCCACCAGGGGCAAAACCCUUCCGAGACCUGCAGUGUGCUCUCUACAAUGGCCAUCCCGUCCUGGGCAGCCAGAAGACCUAUCAGUGGGUGCCCUUCCACGGGGCACCCAACCUGUGUGACCUCAACUGCCUGGCUGAGGGCCAUGCCUUCUACCAUAGCUUCGGGCGCGUGCUGGAUGGCACCCCUUGCACCCCGGGGGCCCAGGGCCUCUGCAUAGCAGGCCGUUGUCUGAGCGCCGGCUGUGACGGGCUGCUGGGCUCCGGCGCCGUCGAGGACCGCUGCGGCCUCUGCGGUGGCGCCAACGACUCGUGCCUCUUCGUGCAGCGCGUGUUUCGCGACGCGGGUGCCUUCGCCGGCUACUGGAACGUGACUCUGAUCCCCGAGGGCGCCAGGCACAUCCGCGUGGCCCAGAGCAGCCACAACCACCUGGCGUUAGUGGCACGCGACGGCCGCUACGUGAUCAACGGCGACGGGGUGCUCAGCCCACCUGGCACCUACGAGGUCGCGGGUACCCGCGUGGUCUACACCCGCGGCGUGGGCCCCGAGGAGACCCUGCAGGCGUCCGGACCCACCUCCCAGGAGCUGUUGUUGCAGGUGCUGCUGCGGGAGCCCAACCCAGGAGUGCACUUCGAGUUCUGGCUGCCCCGGGAGCGCUAUGGUCCCUUCCAGUCUCAGGCGCAGGCCCUGGGCUGGCCCCUGCGACAGCCUCAACCUCGGGAGGUGGAGCCUCAACCUGCGGAGACCCCUGUGGUCCCCGAGGCCAUUCCUGCCAGGGUGGCAUCCCUGACACCAGACCCCUGCGGGCCUUGCCCUGACAGCCGGGGUCGCGCACACCGGCUUCUCCACUUCUGCGGCAGCGACUUUGUAUUUCAGGCACGCGUGCUGGGCCGCCACCGCCAGGCCCAAGAGACCCGCUAUGAGGUGCGUAUUCUUCUCAUCUACAAAAACCGCUCUCCGCUGCGCACUCGAGAGUAUGUGUGGGCGCCCGGCCACUGUCCUUGCCCAUCACUGGCUCCCCAUCGAGAGUACCUGUUGGCUGCCAGGCGACUGGUCAGCCCUGAUGGUACACAGGACCGGCUACUGCUGCCCCACGCUGGCUAUGCUCGGCUCUGGAGUCCUGCAGAGGAGAGCCGAGUUCUCCUGGCUGCCCGGCGCUGUCCAGUAUAAACUCCCGGAGGUCGGAGCCUCACCAGGUGUCCCCCUGACUCAGUGACUCAGGAAAAUCUCCCGCCAGCCAGGAUUAUUUCGAGACAGGUUCUCACUGUGUAUAUAAUCUUGGCUGCAUAGACCAGGCCGGCCUCGAACUCACAGAGUUCCACCUGCCUCUGCCUCCCCAGUGCUAGGAUUAAAGGCCUGCCUGCGUCCUAUCUAAGAACUUUA